GAUCGGGAUGGCUGUGGCUGUACGACUGGCCAAGGAGAAGGGAUUCAAAGUGGUUGCCACCAUGAGGGACCUAGAGAAGCGGGAACCCCUGGAGAGAGUGGCUGGGGACACCCUGAACAGAUCCCUGGAGAUCAGACAGCUGGAUGCCUGCUGUGAAGACACCAUCAGAGAGUGUGUGGACAGCCUGCAAGACAGACGGGUGGAUGUACUCGUGAGUAACGCAGGUGUAGGCAUGAUUGGGCCGUUGGAGUGCCAAAGUAUGUCUGACAUGCAGGGGCUCUUCGACACCAACUUCUUUGGCUUGGUGCGGCUGGUGAAGGAGGUCCUGYCUCUGUCCAUCUGUCCUUCCACUCUGAGGAUGACUCUGGUGGAGCCUGGUCCGGUGGGGACAGAGUUUGAGAGGAAGGUSUACGAGGACGCUGAGAAGAUGGACCUCGCGGGGGCAGACGAGGAGACUGCUAGGAUCUUCCGUGAGAUCUACCUGCCCUACUCUAGGAAGGUGUUCAACUCUCUCGCACAGACACCUGAGGAAAUAGCAGAGCAAACACUUCAACUGAUCACAGCGAAGGAGCCUCCCUUUCGCCACCAGACCAACCGUGUGUACAUGCCCAUGACUGCCCUGAAGCACGCAGACCCUACCGGUCRUCUACCCCAUGACACCUUCUAUAAGCUGCUAUUCAAGCGCGACACUCUAUUCACUGCCAGUCUGGGGCUGCUGCGCAUGUUGCAGAAGAGGACGGGAAAGAGCUCCAAUUGAGCAGAAUGUUGGAGAGACAGAGUGAAUAACCUGGUGAGGAGAGAUAGGGGGAUAGAGAGAGCAGAAGGUUGGAGAGACAGAGUGAAUAACCUGGUGAGGAGAGAGUAGCGGGG
Salvelinus sp. IW2-2015 is the source of this 870-nucleotide messenger RNA. Its product is annotated as retinol dehydrogenase 8. Gene Ontology annotation, molecular function: oxidoreductase activity. The record is from RefSeq and is a predicted model, not a curated record. Lineage: Eukaryota; Metazoa; Chordata; Actinopteri; Salmoniformes; Salmonidae. Gene Ontology annotation, cellular component: cytosol.